GGCUGCCCCCGCUGCGGGUCCCGCUUCCGCCCGCUCUGCUCCCUCACGCAGCCUUCCAGGGCUCCUCCCCCCGCUCUCGUUGACCCCCCCUCUUUCCUGCUGUCGCCUUGGGUGCUCCCCCCGCGGAGCGGAGAUUACAGAGGGGUCGGGAUGCCCCAACUCUCCGGGGCCGGCGGCGGCGGGGGAGACCCGGAACUCUGCGCCACGGACGAGAUGAUCCCCUUCAAGGACGAGGGCGAUCCCCAGAAGGAGAAGAUCUUCGCUGAGAUCAGUCACCCCGAGGAGGAGGGCGACUUAGCCGACAUCAAGUCCUCCUUGGUUAACGAGUCCGAAAUCAUCCCGGCCAGCAACGGACACGAGGUGGUCAGACAAGCACAAACCUCCCAGGAGUCCUACCACGACAAGGCCCGAGAGCACAGUGAUGAUGGAAAGCAUCCAGACGGAGGUCUCUACAACAAGGGACCCUCUUACUCCAGUUAUUCUGGCUACAUAAUGAUGCCAAAUAUGAAUAAUGACCCAUACAUGUCAAAUGGAUCUCUUUCUCCACCCAUCCCGAGAACAUCCAAUAAAGUGCCCGUGGUGCAGCCGUCCCACGCAGUCCACCCUCUCACCCCCCUCAUCACCUACAGCGACGAGCACUUUUCUCCAGGAUCGCACCCAGCACACAUCCCUGCCGAUGUCAACUCCAAACAAGGCAUGUCCAGACACCCCGCGGCUCCCGAGAUCCCCACCUUCUACCCCCUGUCUCCGGGCGGUGUCGGACAGAUCACCCCGCCUCUCGGCUGGCAAGGUCAGCCUGUCUAUCCCAUCACGGGAGGAUUCAGGCAACCCUACCCGUCCUCACUCUCAGUGGACACCUCCAUGUCCAGGUUUUCCCACCACAUGAUUCCUGGCCCUCCCGGCCCCCACACAACUGGCAUCCCUCAUCCCGCUAUCGUAACGCCUCAGGUCAAGCAGGAGCACCCGCACCCCGACAGCGACCUAAUGCACGUGAAGCCUCAGCAUGAACAGAGAAAGGAGCAGGAGCCCAAAAGACCUCACAUUAAGAAGCCUCUGAACGCUUUUAUGUUAUACAUGAAAGAGAUGAGAGCAAACGUCGUCGCCGAGUGCACGCUGAAGGAAAGCGCCGCCAUCAACCAGAUCCUGGGCAGGAGGUGGCACGCCCUGUCCCGGGAGGAGCAGGCGAAAUACUACGAGCUGGCGCGGAAGGAGAGACAGCUGCACAUGCAGCUCUACCCCGGCUGGUCUGCGAGAGACAAUUACGGUAAGAAGAAGAAGAGGAAGAGAGAGAAACUGCAGGAAUCGACAUCCGGUGGAAAACGAAGCUCCUUCCCCACGUGCAAAGCCAAGGCGGCGCCCCCGGGGCCCCUGCUGGAGAUGGAAGCUUGCUGAAGCCAGCUCAGCCGCCGGAGACUGAGACGACACCCACGAGCCGCCGCCCACAGACAAUCACUGCCACCCCGUCGGCAGAGCCCCCCCAUACGGCCUGACGUCUUCGGCCACCACCACCCCGGCCCCGGGCGAGGCCCCAGGCUCCGCUCCACAGGGAGGCCCCAGGCCCCGCCUCGCCCCGGGUCUCCCCCUUCUGCCCGCAGCUUCUAUUUAACAGCGCGACGCGUCCAUCUUGGGUGGGCUUCCUUUCUGUUUUUUUUAAACUUGAACUGUGUCCAUUUGCUCUUUCGUUUCCAUGGCCGUCUGCUGCGCUAGCUCUCCGCUUUCCACACGCAUCACAGCCCUGGGCGACAGGACGCCACGGAGGCCUUUCUCGCGCCCCACGGCGGCUCCGCUCCCGGCCCUCCCGGCCGCU
This is a messenger RNA of Talpa occidentalis (Iberian mole), 1807 nucleotides long. It is a transcript of the gene LEF1, whose product is annotated as lymphoid enhancer binding factor 1. Gene Ontology annotation, cellular component: beta-catenin-TCF complex. Gene Ontology annotation, molecular function: DNA-binding transcription factor activity, RNA polymerase II-specific; RNA polymerase II cis-regulatory region sequence-specific DNA binding. The coding region runs from base 151 to 1392 and encodes 413 amino acids. Gene Ontology annotation, biological process: regulation of transcription by RNA polymerase II; canonical Wnt signaling pathway. The record is from RefSeq and is a predicted model, not a curated record. Lineage: Eukaryota; Metazoa; Chordata; Mammalia; Eulipotyphla; Talpidae. The transcript is spliced from 11 exons.